ACAUAAUCGUCAAUAUAAUAUUUGAGCACCCAUAGAUUUAGUUCAGCAGCACCACCGAAUAAAAUUUACAUGCAUCAGAAUCUUCAAUGUACCAACAGCACCAGUGGACCACAAUUCAUGCACAUAUUAUGCUGACCUUUCAAACUGAUUUGCAUCUCCCUUCCAUUAUAUAUGCCAGAGCUCGCCAAAUAAGUAGCCAUCGAAAUUAGUGGUUCAUACAAAAUUUAAUAAUUUUGUAAUUAAUUCGAAUGGAUAAUUCGAAAGAAGGGGGCAAGGAUUUGAAGCAAGGAGAUGAUCAGGUGACCAGGUACCGAGGUGUUAGGAGAAGGCCUUGGGGGAAAUUUGCGGCGGAGAUUCGUGAUUCGAGGAGGCAGGGGCAGAGGCUGUGGCUAGGGACAUUUGAGACAGCGGAGGAAGCUGCGAGGGCUUAUGACAAAGCUGCGUAUGGAAUGAGAGGUGCAUUAGCUGUUUUGAAUUUUCCUAAUGAGUAUCCUCCUACUCUUUCUUCGGGGGCCUCGGGUUCUGGAUCGGGUUCGGGUUUAUCGGGUGGCGGGGGCACGGAGGUUUUCGAGUUUGAGUGCAUGGAUGAUCAGUUGCUGGAGGAUAUGCUUGAGUUUGAUGAGAACAAGAAGCGUUGAAAAUGGGAGGACUAACAAAACUUUUAUAGUACAAUGCUAAUCAGUUAUAUUUAAAUGUGAUUAUCCAAUAAUGAUGAUAAUCAGUUAUAAAGAUUUGUAAUUGUGAUUUGCUAAUCACUAUAUAUUGUGUGCAUGAAAAUCUGGAUGCAACUGACAGCUGAAACUUAUACUAAAAAGCUGUUUAUGAAGAUGGAAAAAGUUAGGGCCUUCCUCAAUGCUGGGGGGAGCUUCUUAACUAUUUGUGUAUACAAUAAAUCUUGAUGAAUAAUUGCU
Molecule: messenger RNA, 911 nt
Organism: Daucus carota subsp. sativus
Lineage: Eukaryota; Viridiplantae; Streptophyta; Magnoliopsida; Apiales; Apiaceae
Product: ethylene-responsive transcription factor ERF098
Exons: 1
Coding region: 249-638 (129 amino acids)
Biological process (GO): regulation of DNA-templated transcription; ethylene-activated signaling pathway
Molecular function (GO): DNA binding; DNA-binding transcription factor activity
Source: RefSeq, a predicted model, not a curated record